UUCUCCACCCAAAAUAUCUCCUCCGCUCAGAAAAAACCUACCAAAGAAGAAGAAGAGUAAAGUAAAGCAUUUCUUCAGAACCUCAGAGAUGGAAGCAUCUAUCUCUAGUGCAACAAUGGAGUCUGAUGUUGGGGAAACAAAAGUUUUGAAAGCGUUGAUUGAAGCGUUUAGUUCAGAAUUUUCUCUUAGGGAGAUAGCUUCUGCGUAUUGCAAGGCUCUCCGUGAUCCAAAUAGGGCUGCUGAAAUUCUUUAUGAUGGUCAAAAGUUGAAGAACUGCUCUAAUGCUGCAUCUGCCGCUAUUACCACUCAGUGUAAAGCAAAUGGUACAUCGUCAUCAGCUUCAUCUUUAUGUGAGAGUGUUGAUGACAAGCCAAGUUGUGCAAAUUAUUGGGAUUCUAAGGCAUCAAAAACGAAAAAGCUGUCAGUUUCAAUUGGUAGUGUUUCUGGUGUUAUUGGUAAGGGGCAUGCAAUGCCUAACACGCCUGCAUGGGGUCCCGGUAGCAGCACAUGGCCUUCAUUAUCAGAAACCUUGUGUGGGAGUGUUGCUACAAAUUGGGGUGCUGAUAACGGUUUGAAGGCAUCGAAACUGGAAAACCCGGCCUUGUCAGUUGGUAGUGUUUCUGGUGUUAUUGGUAAGGGGCAUGCAAUGCCUAACACGCCUGCAUGGGGUCCCGGUAGCAGCACAUGGCCUUCAUUAUCAGAAACCUUGUGUGGGAGUGUUGCUACAAAUUGGGGUGCUGAUAACGGUUUGAAGGCAUCGAAACUGGAAAACCCGGCCUUGUCAGUUGGUAGUGUUUCUGGUGUUAUUGGUAAGGGGCAUGCGAUGCCUAACACGCCUGCAUGGGGUCCCGUUGGCAGGCCUUCAUUAUCAGAAACCUUGGGUGAGGGUGUUGCUACAAAUUGGGGUGAGGAUAAGGGUAUGAAUGACCUGGCCUUGUCAGUUGGUAGUGUUUCUGGUAAGUGUUUGAUAUGCAGCAGACCUGCAUGUGGUCCCCUGGGCACAACUAAACCAUUGAAAUUGGAUACGAAAGACUUUCGGUUUGAUGAACUCCCAGAUGAUGAUGUUGCAUCAGAUUCAGCAGCAAAUGAGGACCAAAUGCAUACAGGACAAGGGAGGAUUUUUGUGGGUGGGCUCUCACCGGAAACCAAUGAAGAUACCUUAAAAGAUCAUUUUAAGAAGUUUGGUAAAGUUGUGGAGACUGUUAUUAUGAAAGACAAGGAUACAGGUAGUUUAAGAGGUUUCGGGUAUGUUCUCUUCUCAGAUCCAUCUGUAGCUGAUAAAGUUCUUUUAGAAAGACAUGUUAUUCUUGGAAGAUUGGUUGGAGUGGAAAAAGCAGAGCCCAAACCCAGAUUUGGACAUAAUAACCCUUGCAACCAAAAGGGUUUUAACAAGAAGAGUAAUGGUAAUAAUGGUCAGUUUAGGACAAAGAAGAUUUUCGUAGGUGGUUUACCUCAUCGCUUGACUGAGAAAGAAUUUAAAGCUUAUUUUGAGAAGUUUGGUAGAACUACCGAGGUUGUUAUUAUGCAUGCUCCUACAAAAGAUAGACCUAAAGGUUUUGGUUUUAUCACUUUUAAAUCUGAGGAAGCUGUAGAGAAUGUAAUGCAGCAGAGGUUUCAUGAGUUGGAUGGCAAAGUGGUUGAGGUUGAAAGAGCUGUAGAGAAGAAAACGCGGAAGAGGUUUCAUGAGUUGUAUGGUCACAAUGGUGGUGAUAAUAUGAGAACGGAUGGUGGAAGAGGAGAAUCUCUUGCUGGUGGAACUAACUCGUCGUCAAAGUCAGGAUAUGGGGGAAAUUACCCUGAGUAUUCUCCUCAACUUUCAGGUUAUGCCUCUGCUGGAGGGACCCCAGUUGUGUCACCCAGGAGUCCACUAUGAAAUAGCAAAGGAGGACCAAAUGCAUACAGGUACUUGUGGUGCAGUAGCUGGGAGAAGUGUCCAUUUUCAUCACAAGUUUAAGAAAAGGAACAAGAUAUAGCCAGAAAUAUGUAUAUACCAAAGCCGAGUUUGAGUCACCGCCAAGUUUGAGCAGGUGACUCGAGUUUGAAAAUAGAAUGAACUCGGUUUUUUAUUUUGGAGAUUAUGUCAUAACAAUUAGCUAGCUUAAUAUCCGCCAAAAUUUGUUUU
Papaver somniferum (opium poppy) is the source of this 2122-nucleotide messenger RNA. Its product is annotated as cytoplasmic polyadenylation element-binding protein 2-like. The record is from RefSeq and is a predicted model, not a curated record. Gene Ontology annotation, molecular function: RNA binding. The coding region runs from base 89 to 1873 and encodes 594 amino acids. The transcript has 4 exons. NCBI's taxonomy places the organism in Eukaryota, Viridiplantae, Streptophyta, Magnoliopsida, Ranunculales, Papaveraceae.